Molecule: messenger RNA, 6288 nt
Organism: Cydia fagiglandana
Lineage: Eukaryota; Metazoa; Arthropoda; Insecta; Lepidoptera; Tortricidae
Gene: lap
Product: phosphatidylinositol-binding clathrin assembly protein LAP
Exons: 16
Coding region: 128-2257 (709 amino acids)
Biological process (GO): clathrin coat assembly; clathrin-dependent endocytosis; synaptic vesicle budding from presynaptic endocytic zone membrane
Cellular component (GO): synaptic vesicle; clathrin-coated pit; clathrin-coated vesicle
Molecular function (GO): 1-phosphatidylinositol binding; phosphatidylinositol-4,5-bisphosphate binding; SNARE binding
Source: RefSeq, a predicted model, not a curated record
CAUCUUGAAUUUAGUAUUGUGCCAGUCGGGGGGGUGGUGACAUAUUUUAUUUAACCCGUCAUCACCAUAAUUUUGUGAAUUUGUUGAAAAAAGGAAAAUUAGUGUCGUGUCGAGGUGUGGAUAGUUUAUGUCAGGACUGAACGUGAAAAUGGCGGGUCAGACUAUAAACGAUAGGCUUUUAGCCGCUCGCCACAGUAUAGCCGGGCAAGGCUUAGCAAAAUCGGUAUGCAAAGCCACUACGGAAGAAAUGAUCGCACCCAAAAAGAAACAUUUAGAUUAUCUAGUCCACUGCACAAACGAGCCAAAUGUCUCGAUACCGCAGCUCGCCAACUUGCUCGUCGAGCGAACACAGAACACCAAUUGGGUGGUGGUGUAUAAAGCGCUCAUCACAGUACAUCAUCUACUUGCAUAUGGAAAUGAGAGGUUCACACAAUAUCUAGCAUCAAGUAAUUCAACGUUUCAACUAAGUAAUUUUCUAGAUAAAAGCGGAGUUCAAGGCGCGGCCGGUGCGCGGAUCGGCUAUGACAUGUCGCCAUUCAUCCGGCGUUAUGCCAAGUACAUGAAUGAGAAGGCGCUGUCUUACCGGACGGUCGCUUUUGACUUCUGCAAAGUCAAAAGGGGGAAGGAGGAAGGCUCUCUCCGUAUGAUGAACGCGGAGAAGCUGCUAAAAACGCUGCCAGUGCUGCAGGCACAGCUGGACGCGCUGCUGGAGUUCGACUGCAACGCCAACGACCUCACCAACGGCGUCAUCAACAUGUGCUUCAUGCUGCUCUUCAGAGAUCUCAUCAGAUUGUUCGCAUGCUACAACGAUGGCAUCAUCAACUUACUGGAGAAAUACUUCGACAUGAACAAGAAAAACUGCCGCGACGCUCUCGACCUCUAUAAGAAGUUCCUCAUCAGAAUGGAUAGGGUCGGAGAGUUCCUUAAGGUGGCAGAGAACGUGGGCAUAGACAAGGGUGACAUUCCGGAUCUCACAAAGGCGCCGAGUAGCUUGUUAGACGCGCUCGAAGGACAUUUAAAUACACUGGAGGGCAAGAAGGGCUCAGCCGCCAACACUCCCACGCAGACUGCCAGCGCCCAAAAGAACGUGGCCUCCGUUAUGGGAGCGCUAUCAUCCACGUCCUCAUCGUUCGGCAACGUAGCGGCCUCGUCGCGACUCGACAAGGCCUCUAACGGCGCCGGCCUGUUCAUAGACGACCCGCUGGCCCAGCAGGCGCUGGCAGAGGAAGAAGCCGCAAUGAAUCAAUACAAGAAUAAAGUCCAGUCUCCGACGAACGCGGCAAACAACCCGUUCCUCUCGUCCGCACCGCCCGCUAACCAGAACCAGUCGAUCGUGGAUCUGUUCGGGCCCACGCCGGCGGACGCCGCCAGCGCCGCCAGCAAGGCCUCCGACGACUUGCUGUCGCUAGGCAACCCGUUUGCUGACAUGUUUGGAGCGGCCCCACAACCGGCGCCGGUGUGGCCCCAGCAACCGACCAACGGUUUCACGCCGUUCCCGCCGCAGCAGAACAACACUUUCGUCUCUGAGGCUAACUUCUCUAACGUUUUCAAUAACACUGAUACCACAGCUGCCGCGGCAAACCCAUUCAUGGGUAUGGGAGACCCCACUCAACCCAUCUCCGCCUCCCCCGCGCGCCCUCCGCCGCCGGCGCAUCCCCCCCAACCUAAAUCCGCGUUCGACGAUCUCGAAGACGUCAUGCGAAUGUCCCUGGGGGGCUCCCCCGCCAAAUCCCAACCGAUAACCCAACAGCCGCAGCCGAUGGCGGCCGCGCCGCCCUUCGGCGACGUCAUGGCCAUGGGCGCUCCGCAGCCGAUGAUGUUCGGCUCGCCCGCGAGACAGCCGAUGGUGCCGAUGUCAGCUAUGGCAGGUCAGCAGCAGCAGCAGCAACCCAAUAAAGUGUUGACGGGCGACUUGGACUCGUCGCUCGCCUCCUUGGCCAACAACCUUACCAUCAACAAAGCCACGGCACCGAAGCCGAUGCAGUGGAACUCGCCAAAGAAUGGAUCGAAGCCGGGCGCCGCGUGGAGCCCGCAGCCCAUGCAGGCCACUACCGGCGCGGGAUACCGCCCAAUGGGUCCAGGCAUGAACCUCCCGCCCAUGCCCCAUACUUUGCCCCAUACAUACCACCCCCCGCAUUACGUUAUGCAACAGCCAGGCAUGGUAAUGGGCAUGCCCGGGGCGCCGAUGCCGGCGAUGGCCAUGGGGCAACCUAUGCGACCGCAGUUUCCACCGCAGUCAACCAACCAGUUUAGCUAAACAUGCUUAUUGUAAUAUCGUUGUUAUAUCGCGUUUUCUAUGUAGUAUCUUAUUAGCGGAACUAUAUAACUCCAGUGACUAUUCUAAAACUAAAUCUGUUGGAGACCUAAUAAGACUUAUUGUUUUAAUUGUCACUUGCUAUCUUAACACAUUCAGUGUCACUAAGUGCUAUGGGCUAAAUACGCUCGUAGCGCGUAGCCCCCUGUUUGCCGUAUGGAGCGCGUAGUCGCUACGAGCAGUGUACCCGACAGUCGGGCGCUGAAUGUGUUAAUCAACGGUAAAUUGCUGACGGGGACAGAUUGUAAUAAUGUCGCCAGACAUCACAAAAAAUGGAUCUGUUGCCUCGAUUGAAUGUAUCAAACGUAACAGUGAAUAUACCAGUCAAAUAUAAUUUAUUGGAAGGCUAUUUUCCUUUCUUAUGUGUAGUAACACUAAGUAAGAAGAUUGAAACUUUACUUAUUUAUUACGUGAUUCAUGCUAGAAAAAUAGGGUCUUCAGUAGAUUUGUCUUUGCCACGUUUUUUCUUUCUUGUAAUCUAGAGACAGUUAUAUGACUACUUGACGAUGCUACAUAGAACUCAAGUAUACAAUAUACAUACAUAUUAUAUUUUGUAACUGUUUCGACCCAUGAAUCGAGGAUAAAAGCCAUUGUAAAUCUGACUAAGUAGUAAAAUAUCUCAGUUUACACAUGUAUAAAUAUUAUGUAUCUUAAGAAUACGCAGAUGUUACUGUUCUGUUGCGAGUUACCUAAUUAAUUGGUUAGAUAAUUGAUUUAUGUCAUCCAUUAAUUAUUAUGAAACAGUCAAUUAUUAUUAUUUGGAUAUAAAAUUUAUGGUUUCUUCUAAUUAUUUUCUUUAAAAUAUAAUAAAAUUAUGGUUAUUUUAAUUCCUUAAUGGAUAUACUUUAUUUCACUAUGAGAAUAAGUAUUUUGUGUGCGUGAUUUGAAUACUAUUUUUCUAGAAAUCAAAUAUUUCGUUAGUAAAUUAUACACGAAACUUUAUUUAGCCUCGUACAACUAUUUAUUAUUAUGUCUUAAUGAAUUUUUCUUAUGAAAACGGUGCAUAUAUCAUUAUAUUUUGUUAUCAAACAUCACAUUCCAUAUUUGUACCUACAAAAGUAUAUUUGACUGCAGGUUGGUUAAAAUGUUAUUCCCGAUACCAAUUAUGACAUAUUUAGCAUUUCAACUGGAAUUGAAGUGAACAUCUCAUAUUAACUUUAACAAAACGUAAAUAUAUAAAUAUAACUUGUAAAUGUUAGUGUUGAUGCUUUAUGAAAUAAAAUAUACCUAAUACCGUAGUGGGAUGCAUGAAUGCUGCAUACACUGCUCGUAAGAAUGUUGUGUCCCUUAAUUUUCUGUUAGUUAUCUCAGAAGUACAUCAGUAAAUAUAUUCCAUUAACCAACAGCAUAUCAAAACUAUGACUUACACUUCAUUUUAUUCAAUAUUAUUCACAGUGUUUGGGCUAAUUGCGAGAUUUCUUAUGUUUAAAAUAUUCUAUAAUGACAGCCGAUUACUGUAAUCUACUUUAAGACUGUCAUCAGAUUUAUAUUUAUGUGUGAAAUAAUUCAGUAUACUAUCCUAUAGUCAUAGCUUAAGCGUAGCAUAACUGUUUCACGAAAUCCCACUUCUAGUGUUGUUUCGAUACAUAAAUAACCCUGUUAUUUCCAUAUCUUUGUAUAAUCUUAUGUAUAAAUUACUAUAAUAGAGAAACCCUUAACAAUAAAAAAAGAAAAUAUUUAAUUAUUGUUGAACAAAGUGUACCUAUUAAUCAACAAUAACACAAGUCGAAAUAUCUGAGCACUACAAACGGCUAUUUUGGUUGAACAAUGUUUAAAUAUUUUUGGAAUUAGGGUGUUUGUAUAGGAGUUAUUCGCAUUAGAUCGUUACUGAAAUUAGGUGUUACGGGUGUAUAUUCUAUAGUGUGGCUGUUGUGAAUAUAAGGACUAGGUGCUUAUUUCGGAAACUAUUCAACGUGCGCAUCGUGCAUUCUCAGUUGUCUUCGCCUCUACACGGUUUUAGACUAUUCUCUGAUUGAUUACCCCUUCUAUAAAGAGUGUCGUACUUACUCUUACGAAAUGCACCCCUUGGUCGAAUAACAAUAAGACGUUUCUGCCAUAAAUAUUCAAUUAGAAAACCAUGCUUAUUGACAACCGGCCAAGUUGUAUGUAAGUUUAACGUAAGAACGUCAUAUUUGUUUUAUGGAGGGAAGCUGCUCUUGUUACUUUAAAUUUGAGAUUUUUUCAGUUAUGAUAGUGUAAUAAGUAAUCUAAUGUAACUAAGUUACUUAUAUUAUUGAUUUUGAGAUGCAAAAAACGAAAUAAUUAAUGGUAUAUGAUAUCAUUUGCGAUUGUAUAUGAGAUCUGUUGUAAUUAUGAGUAGUUUAUGCAGUUUAGCCAGGAACUUGACAGUUAUGGCAGUUACGAGCAUCGACAAUAUUGGUAAAUAAUAAAUAUUGGCUUUACUUAUUCCCUAUCAUCUAGUACGCUAUUAAUUGUCACAAGUUCCUAGCUCUACUAUUGACUGCUAGUAUUUAUUUGUGCAAUAUUUUUGUUAUUUAUAAACUACAGGCAUUUCGCAACUGGUUACUUACUAUACAUUCUGUCACAUAUUUGUGUGAAUAGUUACAUUUUUAGUUUGACUUCACAAAAAACUAAAACACUAAUUCCUUCUGUUCAUAUGGCUUCUAAGUUGCUAAUCAACUUAGGAAGAAAGGGAGCCUACUCUCAAAUAACUAAGUAGGGUCUUAUAAAUGUUCUAUGGAAAAUAAAAUUUGUAUUAUUUAUUAAGGGGCCCACUGAUUAACAGUCCAGUUUUGUUCUAACUGACAGGCCGAUACCGUCCGGCGGACUGUUAAUCAGUGGGCCCCUUUACAGUUGCAUCUACACCACUUCCAUACAUGCCUAAAUUGUUUUAAAUAAUUUGCUUAUUAAAGCCAUACUAUAUGGUAAUUACAGUAUUGAAUGUAAGUGUCCCAUCACACCCAUGUUUAUUACAUAGUCGAUAAUAAAGAGAAAAAAAGGAGAUGAUAAUGAAAUACUGUUAUUACACAUAGUCACUGGCAUUUUCAGUUCGUUCUGUGAUGUGUGCUUCGACUGAUUUAUUUGAAAAUAUUAGAAUAAGGGAGGCGGGAGCCAAUGCAAUGUAGUAACUGUUUAGCGAGUGUAGAGUCGCCGACCGAUGACGGUUUCUGAUUGAACUAGAGACUUCUACGGCUAGGUCUGUAGAAGAGUAUGUAUAGUAGUUCGUUUUGUAGCUGGCCCCUAAAGACUAAUCCUUUGUCUAUUGUAAGUAAAAGCGCACGUGCUAGUUACCUGCAUAAAAAUGGUUGCGUCGCUUUAACCGGUUAUUGAAUUACGACUCUAUGUUAAUUGGAAUAAGAUUCGAAAUGAACCAAUAGAAAAAUAUUUUGUGAGGCUGUGUGGUCUCUCUACGGUUACUGAGUGCCGGCGUGUCGAACGCUACGGAACCAAUCUAAAAUGUGUCAUCGAGAUGCGUAACAAAGGUGCGUUAUCGGAGAGCGCAUUUAGGCACAUUAGUUUUUAGAGCGUUGUAAGGCGCCAAUUAGAAUUAUGCGCCAAUGACCAACCCUUUUUUUGCAGGUAGCAGGUGCGGUUUUUACUUACAAUAGUUAAAAUAGACAAAGAGUUAUCCGUAAAGGGCCAGCUUGAAAGCUAACAACUAUAACCAGCAACAAUAAUCAUGACAGUAAUCAGUACAGCCUCACUUAGCUCCCGAUGUAGCUGCCAUAGUUCACAAUAUUUUAAACCACGAGUCUGUUGAGGAUGCACCCUCAUAAGAGAUGGAAAAGGGAAUAUUGACAUAAUUGUUGUUGCUUGUGUGACUGCCCAAUUAUUAGCACUAGUUUAAACCUUUAAAAAUUUUAAGUUGUACAUUUUAUUAUUUUUAUCAAUAUAAUGUUUUGUUUUUUAUUUUAUGUAAAUACCCUCUUAUUAUUACUUACUAGUAGACUUAUGUCAUGCCUUUAGAUAUUCAAUUUUAGAUUAUUUAUGAAAUGAAUAAAUCAUACAGAUUA